Molecule: messenger RNA, 2570 nt
Organism: Exophiala oligosperma
Lineage: Eukaryota; Fungi; Ascomycota; Eurotiomycetes; Chaetothyriales; Herpotrichiellaceae
Exons: 2
Coding region: 615-1529 (304 amino acids)
Biological process (GO): mitochondrial respiratory chain complex I assembly; mitochondrial electron transport, NADH to ubiquinone
Cellular component (GO): mitochondrion
Source: RefSeq, a predicted model, not a curated record
GACAUUCUUGAGUAAAAACCUCAAAACGUUUGUGGCCGCCGAAGACGGCACCACGUCGUCCUCGGUGUAGAGGUAAGCCAGUACUAGCAGGGUGAUCUUUGCAGGGGUAAGAAAUCGACCCAUAGUGUGGUUGGUGUCAUGAGAGACUUUGGGACCGGCAAUUUAUCCACAGAUGAAGGUCGUCGUCGAGAUUGUUGACUUUUACAUCAGCCAUCCUACUAGACAUUUGCGCAUUGUUUCCCGAUUUGUGUUUAUUUGGCGGAGCGGUGUUGAUGUGUUGAUGCUGUUGUGCAUAUUACAGAGUAAUUAAUAUGUCGAUUCGCGUGGAUUGCCUGUACAGUAUUCUUGACCGUGUCGGGAAUCCUGAUUGGUGGAUUUUGUUUGCUACCGGUGACGUCCUACUUCGCUGCAUUCGUUGAUCUUUCAGCAGGGUUUGUGGCCGAACAUAUCUCAGCUGCGACAUGCGUUCACAAAGAUGAAGCAAGUAGUGGUCGACAGCAGAGUUGCAGAGGUCAAGAAUUACAACGGAGCAUAGAUUUUCUUGUUCAGGUACAACACGACUAGACGAUCCGACGAACAGAAUCCUCUCUCGAACACCCCCGGGGAUCAUCACAAUGUUCAUCCCAUCGGUAAGGCGCUGUGCGCCUAGUAUAUGGAAGAAUACUCAAAAAGAGAUGGCUAGAGCUACAAAAUUUGCUCUCAACCUCGAAGGAUUGACUCUACCUGUAACGCCGUACCCCAUCUUCGACUUCGCCGACCCCGAAACCAUCACGACCCUGAAGACGAUGACCGACCGAUCGGUGGGAGGAUUUUCGACGGCCGAACUCCUCCAAAAACCUGCUGAUCCCACCACCAAAACACCUGCGCAUGCACUGUUCCGUGGGAACAUAUCUACAAAACUCCCUGCCGACAGACCCGACGUCAACCGGACGGGCUACGCGGCCUGGCGGAACCAAGACCGAGGGCGGACGUUGUUCGGCGAGCUGUUCUGGAGCGUGGACUCUUACAUGUACCUGGCGCUGAGGGUCAAGAGCGACGGGAGGAAGUACUUUGUCAACAUCCAGACCGACUCGAUCGUCGAGUCGGACAUACACCAACACCGGCUGUACACGAAAUACCACAAGGGUGCGGAAGGACCGGACAGCCCCGCGCGGUGGGAGACGGUCUGGAUCAAACUGCACGAGUUCGUGAGGACGAACCACGGCGUCGUCACGGAACCGCAGUCGGAAAUGCUGCGGCAAAAGGUGAAAAGUUUCGGGAUCGGCCUCAUCGACAGACGACCGGGCCCGUUCGAGCUGGGCGUGGCGGCCUUGUGGGCCACCAACCUGAACGAGCGGGGACAGGUCGACGGGCGGACCGGUUGGGAGCACGGCGACCAGGGCAGUGCCAGGCUGAGCGAAGUGACGGCCGAGAAGUUGGCACAAAGGGAGGAAGAGAAGAGAAAUCUGCCACAAGAGAAGAAGGGUUUCCGCGAGAGAGUGCCACACUUUGGCAAGGUUGGCACGCACGACACGUCGGGCCUGAGGUGAUUUGAAAAGCCCAGCCGAGUAUAAGGAAAAAAAGCAGAAGGACUGCUCAUGGAAGGAUUAAUAUUCAUUGCGAAUUGAAGACGCAAACACGUGUAAUAUUACACUGUCUGGGGGGCUGGCAAUGGACGACCUGAACAGCACAGACUUUUAAAUUAUUGCAGUUCUUGGACAGCCUCCUGCAACGACUUGCCUACGAGGAUCUGGAACGCUUCGAGGUAUUUGGCACGAGUCGCCUCGACCACUUCCUCCGGCAUGGAGACACCCUCCUUGCCUUUCAAGCCGUUCUUGGUCAACCAGUCUCGAAGGAACUGCUUGUCGAAACUGUCUUGACCUUGGCCGAUCUUGUACGUGGACUUGGACCAGAAUCUCGAGCUGUCCGGGGUCAGCACCUCAUCUAUGAGGACGACCUCGUCCGUCUCUUCGUCCAAACCAAACUCGAAUUUCGUGUCCGCAAUGAUGAUACCCUUCUCUUUGGCAUAGUCUCUCGCAGUCUUGUAGAUCUUGAGUGAAAGCUCUUCGAUGCGCCGCGCGUACCUCUCCCCGACAAUCUGCGCCGCUUGCUCGGUCGAGAUGUUUUCGUCGUGUUGGCCUAGCUCGGCUUUUGUGCUUGGGGUGUAGAUUGGCUCUGGGAACUCUUGCGACUCCUGUAAACCUUGGGGCAUCUUCUUGCCAUUCACCUCACCGGUUUUCUUGUACGAAGACCACGCCGAGCCGGUGAUGUAGCCUCUGACGAUGGCCUCCAGGGGAAACACCUUGAGUUUCCGCACGUGCAUGCUGCGGCCCUUGAGCCGCGAUACUUGGGCUUGUGGGAUGGCAGAGGGUAGAUCGAGAGAAAGGAAAUGUGUCUUGAGGUCUGGGAUUUGUUUCUGGAGGUAGCGGAACCAGUGUGCAGUCAUCAACGUGAGGACGAGUCCCUUGUCUGGAAUUCCCUAGAAAGCAGCGAAAAGAAAAAGUCGGUGAGCUGCUGGCAGUAGCAAGGAUCAAAUCAGUAAACAACAGAGAGCGCACAUUUUCCAUGAUAACGUCGUAGGCAGAUAUUCU